Messenger RNA from Lindgomyces ingoldianus, 1107 nucleotides. RefSeq lists its product as uncharacterized. The transcript has 2 exons. The coding region runs from base 370 to 1107 and encodes 245 amino acids. The record is from RefSeq and is a predicted model, not a curated record. NCBI's taxonomy places the organism in Eukaryota, Fungi, Ascomycota, Dothideomycetes, Pleosporales, Lindgomycetaceae.
CGCGGCUACCCGCCCCGAUCAAGCCGUGACGACUGCCAAUCGACUCCAUAGACUCCGCGCUAGAAGCAAGCAUGAUCUGUAGUCGGCUCUACAAACUGAUUGAGAUGAUUGAGAUGAUUGGAUGCCGCAUCGAAGGAAUCAGGUCAUUCGAGGCCAUUUCGUCGACCUCCACCCCAAAGCAACAAGUCGGGGCUCGAAUUUGUCAUUAGCGGUUGAAAAUCAGAAAAUGGUCGGCAGAAAUAUAAAUAUGGAGCAGGUUCUACUGGUUUGGCUACAUUGAAUUAUCGAACAAACAUCGCCUUCAACUUCAAAACCAGCUCGCAACAGCAGCAGUACCUCUCUGCCUUAACAACAACAUCGCACACCAUCAUGGCGUCUUUGACUGAGACUCUCGUCCCAUUCGCUACCUACAAUAGCUUACCGCAUAUCAGGGACGUUGCCAAUGCCCCUGAAGACCACGCGGACGAUCUCAAAGAUCUCCGCCAACUUCUCGACAAGCACAAGGUUCCCAAGGGUGUCAGCAUUCGACUUAUUCACAAGCACUUUGACACUAAGGACGGAGAAGUCAUGAUCUUUGAUAAAGUCACCAUCCUGGGCCACGGCAUUGCGCAAAUCAUGAAGCCUGUCGCAUACGAGUAUUCAAGCCAUGUCGCGCCCGACAUGGCAAACUUUGAACCCUUUCUGACAGAAUUCUGCGCUAUUGUCUCUAAGCGUAAUUUGCGGUUCAAGUUCGGACUUAGAAUUAAGGCUGAGGAUGAGCUAGACAACGUUGGCUGGACUGAGUUCGAAUUCCAUGAGAAGCGAGGUACAAUCAUGCUACAGGAUGGAAUGCCAAUGCCAGAAGGAGACUCUGACUUUACUGUUUCUACGGAGUGGAAGAAGUUGAUUGGGGAUGUCUGGCCAAGAGACUGCAAACACACCAAGACCUGCUGCCACGGGGCUACAACUUGCAAGCAUUGCACUUAUUGCAAAGCCUAUGAUGUUGAAGAGUGUGGUAUAGACAAAGAAGGCUCCUGUACAGAGGCCUUCUGUCUCGGUGGACAGAGAGUGCUACCAGGAACCUCGCUGUUCGACAUUGUCAAUACGAUUGCUGUACAAGCAUUCUGA